UUUCAGAGUUUCAGAGCAAAACAAAUGGCAAUAUUCUACGACGACCCUCUUGAGAGACUAAAUCAGCCGAUAAAAACUAAAUCUUAUAGAAAGAAACAAGUGGUACAACGAGUACAUGUAUUUAUUUUUGAUAAUUGGAAGCUUAUUCUACUUGGAAUAUUGAACCUAAUUUUUCUGAUUAUCGCGAUUGUUUUUGCUAUUUUAUUCUUUGUUGGAUCAGCGGAUUGUGCACAGCUGCCCGAUUACACAACAAGCCCAGCUUCUCAACUCACAACUUCUGCAAUAUCAAGUAGAACUUCAGAAGUUCAAACGAAUGCGAUAACAACUACUCAAGGAACACCUAGCAACAAAACUUCCACUACAACACCAUCAACUAGUAAGGUUAUUUGUGCGAGUGGCUUUACGUUAGUUGGAACCAAAUGCGGGAAAUUAGUUAGUUCCAAUCAACCUAGAACCGAAGCAGACAGCAUCUGUAAGGGUUACGGUGGCUCAACACUAUUCUCUGUUCGGAAUGAACAGGAAACUCGAGAUAUGCUUGAUUUUGUGAAAGAUUCAAAUAUUGACUUCCUGUGGACAGGCCUGGUGUGCAACCAAACGGCGCGCACCUCGUGUAUUUGGGAUGUGAAGAGUGGCACCACAGCUGACUAUAAUAACUUUGCGGAUGGAUUUCCAAAUGUUGUCUAUGGAUAUUGCAUUUAUUUCAUUGUGACUGGAAAUUCCGCCGGACAGUGGGGGAGUGAGCAGUGUAGUCAGUUGAUGAAUUUUGUCUGUGAACUUCCGACUACGAUCCGUGAUCCCGAUUGUAAAUAUAACUAUAACAAGAAUUGCUACAUCCGAUUCGAUAUCACCCUCACAAUUCCUCAAGCUCAACGGUUUUGUAACGAGAAAGGCGCCGAUUUAGUAUCAAUUCAUUCGGCGAACGAAAAUCGAUUUAUUUUAACAAUUUACGAUAUUCACGGGCAGAUUCUACUGGGCGGAUUGGCUCCUGCAGUGGAUUUUAUUGUUUGGCUCGAUGGGUCACCAACUACUUAUAGUAAUUUACUGUAUUUUUAUGAUACACGGAGCUGUGUACUCAUGACAGUUGCACGUGGAGGUCCUUAUGAUGGCGAUUGGUAUACAAUGAACUGUAAUGUUCAGGAGUUCUUUUUAUGCAAACGGGCUAUUGAUUUUUGAAGUCGAUUUUAAUUUUAUUACGUGAUAACUUAUUCAAUUUUAUUCGAAAGUUUAUGAUACUACGUGUUCAAAAAAAUAAA
Caenorhabditis elegans is the source of this 1253-nucleotide messenger RNA. It is a transcript of the gene clec-38, whose product is annotated as C-type lectin domain-containing protein 38. Gene Ontology annotation, cellular component: membrane. The record is from RefSeq and is marked reviewed. The transcript is spliced from 6 exons. The coding region runs from base 25 to 1173 and encodes 382 amino acids. NCBI's taxonomy places the organism in Eukaryota, Metazoa, Nematoda, Chromadorea, Rhabditida, Rhabditidae.